Messenger RNA from Esox lucius (northern pike), 2184 nucleotides. RefSeq names its product receptor-interacting serine/threonine-protein kinase 1-like. Gene Ontology annotation, molecular function: ATP binding; JUN kinase kinase kinase activity. The record is from RefSeq and is a predicted model, not a curated record. Lineage: Eukaryota; Metazoa; Chordata; Actinopteri; Esociformes; Esocidae. Gene Ontology annotation, biological process: protein phosphorylation.
CGAAGAUAUAUCCCGGAACUACUCGUGGAAUGUGAAAGUAGGGUAUCAAAAUAAAGAAAAACCCGACGGAGGAAUAGGUAACCAGACACCAUGACUUCUGAGCUGAACUCCAUCAAUAUGAAAUCCGCUGACCUUAUUAAAAAGGAGCCUCUGGACUACGGCGGUUUCGGUACCGUGUACCUUUGCUAUCACAAAACCCUAGGUCAAGUGGUUCUGAAAACCGUCUACACCGGGCCACCGCGCAAUGAUGGCAGUAAGCAAUCACUGCUAGAGGAGGGUAGCCUGAUGAAAAGUUUGAACCACGAGAGGGUGGUCAAGCUCCUGGGAGUGAUCCUGGAGGAUGGGGACUACUCUCUGGUGAUGGAGCUUAUCCCUAAAGGCAAUCUGUUGGCUAUGCUGGACCGGGUCACUGUGCCGAUAUCAAUUAAGGGCAGGAUCAUAUUGGAGAUUCUGGAGGGCAUGGUGUACCUUACGAAGAACCAUGUCAUACACAAAGAUCUUAAACCAGAAAACAUACUGGUGGACAAAGAUUUUCACAUCAAGAUUGCAGACCUGGGCCUGGCCACCUGUCAGAACUGGAGCAGGCUGACUAAGGAGGAGUCUCGAAGGCAGAGCCGGCUGGGGCGGACCGGGGCCUCGGGGGGCAGGGCAGCCGGUACUCUGUGCUACAUGGCUCCAGAGCACCUGGACAGCAUCAACACACGAUCCUCUGAGAAGUCUGACGUCUACAGCUUCGCUAUUGUCGUUUGGGUCAUACUUGCCGGCAGAGAGCCGUAUGAAAAUGCCCGUGGUGAGGACCACAUCUGCCAGUGUGUCCGUAAAGGAGAUCGUCCUGAUGAAGACUUGAUCCCUGAUCACACUCCUUUAGAGAUCAUAGAGCUAAUGAGGAACUGUUGGCAUCAGGAUCCACAACUACGCCCAACAUUUGAAGAGGGCUACAACUUCUUCCUUCCUGUCUACAGACAGAAGUUCGAGUCUGAUGUAGAGAAGGACUCUCAGGGCCUCAGAGAUCUUUAUGAUGGGCCUGAGGAGCUGGUGGAGAAGAUAAAAUGCUUUGUCAUGUCCACUGAGAGCGACAGAGCAGAUCGGCCAGCUCCCUUGGUGAGCUCAGACGGUCAGGGUGUAAAUAUCGAGGCUGAACCGGUGGAGGCCAGCAUUGAUGACCUCCUCUUCAUCCCCUGUGAACCCUCCAUAAUUGAGUCAGAUGCCCGGUGCCUAGUCCCUGCUCUCAGCCCUUCGUGCUUAGACCAAAAACCUUUCCGCCGCCCCUCAGACCUGGAUGUCAAGCUUACCCAAGAGUGGGAGUACCACAAACACGGUAGCUACAGCCGUGUGGACCAGGUUGACUCCAGACCCUGCCCUCACCCCCGGCCGCCCCGCAGCGCCUCAGCUCACAGGACCCCAACGCUGCCAGAGGCCUCCAGGAAAACAGGCUCUCACACCCAGCAGCGUGGAGAUGGAACCCUACCCCUCUCUCACUCACGUAGGCCUGUACGAGGCUGCAGCCGCUCCCUCCGCCGCUACACACCCAGACGCCAGCUGUCCAGCCACCUGCCGGAGUCUUCCAGUAGCCCCUCCCAAAUCCAGGGCCUGUCGUCCCCUCAGCUGUUUCCCUUCACCCAGCACGACCACCCCCCGUCCUGGACAGCCUACCCAGUGUCAGAGUCGGCUGCCCCAGACCUCACUGCCGGGCUGCACCUGAACUCAGGUGUCAAGGUUGGACCGUCACAAGAUUCAGGAGGCCUGUUCAUCCAGAAUGCCAGUGGGAUCCAAAUAGGCAGCAACAACACACUGAGCAUCGGGCGUGAGUCUUACAGCAGCUCAAGCAGUUCACUCACCAAUGGGAACAGCCCACAGUCUCUGUUCAAAGAGACCCUGCAGUUUUAUGGUACGAAUAUGAUAAUAAAUGACGCAGAGAGUCUCCCUUUGGCCGUCAAAACAGCACGGACCUGCCAAAGCGUGGACUCCACUAUACCUCCGAAGUGUUAUGUUGGCUCCAGGGAUCAGCCUAUUGCCUCCCUGGCGCAUCAGCACAUACAAUGGCUGCGAUGCCCGGGGGAAAACCUCAUAGUGGCCCCGGGGAUAAACCUCAUAGUGGCCCCCGGGAUAAACCUCAUCGUGGCCCCCGGGAUAAACCUCAUCGUGGCCCCCCCAGCGCAUCAGCAUGACAACCGUCUGGAUUGA